Molecule: messenger RNA, 514 nt
Organism: Zophobas morio
Lineage: Eukaryota; Metazoa; Arthropoda; Insecta; Coleoptera; Tenebrionidae
Exons: 3
Coding region: 69-410 (113 amino acids)
Source: RefSeq, a predicted model, not a curated record
ACAAAUGGUUGUCGAAAAUUUAACAUAACACCUUGUGAGCACUAGGCGUUCGGGUGGCUACCAGAACCAUGAAGUUCUUUGUGUUGUGUUUUAUCGCUGUGCUUCUGCAUACAGGAUUAACUCUGGUGUGUUUUUCUUGUCAACAAAGCUACCGAACGCGGACCGCCUGCAGCACGACUCUUCCAAACGACAUGGUCGAGGAGUGUUCAGAAACGAACGCAAUGUGUGUCCAAGCGGUUGAGUGGUUUCAAAAUGGGAGUCUCCAACUAGUUCGGAGAGCCUGCUGGAGUGGCGAUUUUUGCAAGAACUACACCAAACAAGGUCAGCUCAAGCAGUGUAAGACUUGUACGACCGACAGGUGUAAUAACCAAGUUCUCUACGACCCUAUAACACCCCCGCAGUGCAGCUAACAAUCCAAAAAAUAACACUAUAGGGUCCGUGUAGCGUACAACUAAUCGGCCUUUCCAUUGUAUGCAAAAAUAAAAACAAUACUAUAGUUUCCGUCAGAUUAGAA